This is a messenger RNA of Dromiciops gliroides (monito del monte), 4995 nucleotides long. RefSeq names its product zinc finger protein 260-like. The record is from RefSeq and is a predicted model, not a curated record. Lineage: Eukaryota; Metazoa; Chordata; Mammalia; Microbiotheria; Microbiotheriidae. Gene Ontology annotation, biological process: negative regulation of transcription by RNA polymerase II. The transcript is spliced from 5 exons. Bases 1896 to 3932 code for a protein of 678 amino acids. Gene Ontology annotation, molecular function: DNA-binding transcription repressor activity, RNA polymerase II-specific.
AGCUUUAUAGGCCAACUGGAGGGAACCUGGGCAGUGGGCACAUUUUCACCCCUGAGUCUGGUUUGGGAGUAGGUCGGGAGAGGAAUGAGGUGGCCUAGGGGAAGAUGCUGAGGGGAUGGCCUACCUCAGCAAGGGUAGGAGGCAGCUCCGGAAAGAGACCCCCAGCGGACCCUCUGAGGAAGGGACACGAAUUCCAUCCUCCCCACUCCCUCCAGAGAACCCCCAUGCUCACUCCUGUCCACCCUCUUCAUGGCCUGCCUGCUGAGGCCUCCCCAACUUGGCUGGAGCUUAUGACUGUCCCCUUUGAUGUCCUUCACUUCCUGGGACCCUCUGGGAGUCACAGAUGGUUCAGUGGGAAGAACAGAAGGCUGGAUUUCAAGAAGACGGAGGACCAGGUUUCAAAUCCUGACUGCUCCAUGGUGUCUGUGUGACUUUGGGCAAGUGACCUCAAUGCCUUCAUCUGUAAAACAAGAGGGGCAGACUAGGUGGGCUAGGAGGUCAGUUCCAGCUGCUCCUCUUUGCUCCUUCUUGGCCCAAGGUGCUUUCCAUAGCUGAGGCCCUUCAUAUCAUUCUAUCCUCACCGUCCCAUUGCUUUCAGGGGUACAAGCUCAGUUGUCUUGAGUCUGGAUUUGAACUCAGGAUUCCUGGUGCUGAGAUUUAGAGGACCCUCUGAUAGCUGGUCUGAUGUUCUCAUUUUACAGGUGAAGAAACUGAGGUCCAGCAGGUUAAGUGACUUGCUUACAACUCUGCAGGCAUAAGAAGCAAAGUGUGUUUUCCCCAAAGUCAUUUCCUAAAUCUGCAAAGUUAGUCAUUCUCCAGCACAGAUCCGGUCACCUUCCACACGAUAAUCUUCAGGGAUUCUCUGUUGCCUUUAGAAUGGAACCCCAAAUCCCCUGGCAUUCAAAGCUUCCCAUAACUUGCAGUCUUCCUUGGCCUUGCUCCACCACGUGGUGUUCUCAGACCAGCGACACCGGCCCCCAUUGCUCAGUGCUGGGCAUUUCCUCUGCCCGUCCCCAUCUCUGCUCCCUCAUGCCUUGGGCUUGCUUCGAGUCUCAACUACAAUCCUCUUUCCCACCCCACUCUUAAUUUUAUGACCUCCUCUCUGUUGAGCCCUCAAAUUUCUCCUGUUUUGUUUGUACAUAUUUGAUUAUUCUCUCCCCCAUACUAGGUGCUUAAUAAAUGCUUAUUGACUGACUGAAUUGGAACCCAAGUCCUUGUGACCAAAGCUGUUUCCUCCCCACUGGCCUGUCUUCCAUUUUCCUUCUCAUCUGUCUCCCCAUCUCUAAGGCUUAUCCCUGACACCUUCCUGCUUACUCACCACAUCUUGCUUCUCUUUUCAGCUGUCCUCCAUUUUAGUUUGCUUUUGUUUUGGUGUUAGUUCUCGCUGAGGUCCCUGGCACAGAACUCCAAGAAUGCCUCAGCACUAGAAGACCAGGGUAGCUUGCUGCUCUAAGUACUGGCUCCCCUCACAGAGACAGCAGAAUAGGUUGGACUCCUGUGUGAACUUGACCGAGCCCCUUGGCCCCUCUCUGGCGUUGGGUUCCUCCUCCAUAAAAGGGUGUGGAUGUGUGGGGAGGGGUUGGACCCGCUGACCUCAAAGUUCCUCUCUAGUUCUGUGGGCCUUUGGGGUUUUCCAACUGCUGUGGUGAAAUUGGGCAUUCUCCCCUGUCAUCUGUGUCGUUUGAAAUGUUUGGGGGGGUGCCUAUUUCUAUCCUAAGUUAUAGGGAACUUAGCUGGGGUUUCUAAUCUAUUGUUACUUAUAAAUUAGAGUCUACUGCACCUGUGGUCCGGAGGAGAGGCAGCCCUUCCACACUGCUCCAAGCUAAUUGGCUAGCAUCAUUCAAGUCUCUUGGUUUACUGGACUUGAGGGUGGUCCAUAUUAAAAUGGGCAGUAGAUGUUGAGGGCGGAGUCCAGAGAGCAGACCCUCUGUGGGGAAAGGCUUUCAGCUCCGCCUUUCCAAGACUCUUCUCUUUACCAAGACAAGAGCAUUGAGGAGACCGAGGAGGAAGGAAUGAUUUCUGGCUUUCUGCCCACCAGGUUUCAGGUAUCUCUCACGUUCAAGGAUGUGGCUGUGGACUUCACCCGGGAGGAAUGGAGAAGCCUGAGCUCCACUCAGAGGAACCUGUACCGGGACGUGAUGCUGGAGAACUAUGAGAACCUGGUCUUCUUGGGGCUUCCAGUUUCCAAACCAGAUGUUAUCUCCCAGUUGGAGAGAGGUCGAGUACCCUGGAUGCCAGAGGGAGAAGUCUCUGCAGGUGCUUGUUCAGAUUCUCUUCACCAUUAUGCUCAGUGUGAAAUCCCAGGCUCAUCUCCAAUGCGUGAUAUUGCCAGGGAACCUACAUUACAGCUAAGCCCACUAAAGGAUGGUCCCUGGUAUUCCAAGAUGGGAAAAGCUGGGGAGUGGAAUGUCAGGUUACAGAGACAGAAGGCUAAACAGGAGAAACAAUUUGGACAAGUAACAGUCAUUCACAGAAAAGCUUUGAAUAAGGGCAGUGUCCCUGACUACAGUCCAUUUGGAAGAAGUUGUAGUCUGCCAUCAGUCUUUGUUUUACAGUCAAAAGUUCCCACAGGAAAAAACCUCCAUAAAUGUGAUACACCAGGAAAGAACAUAAAACCAUUUUCAGACUUAAUUAAACGUAAUAGGAUCUCCUUAGGGAGUAAGCUUUACAAGUAUAAUAAAUGCAGGAAGCCCUUUAGUUAUCAUUCAGACCUCAUUCAGUUUUGUAGACUCCAUCCUGGAGAAAAGCUCUAUGAAUGUAAUGAAUGUGGCAAAACUUUCAGCAGAAGGUCAUAUCUUACGCAGCAUCAGAGCAUUCAUACUGGAGAGAAGCCCCACAAGUGUCAUGCAUGUGGGAAAGCCUUCAGUCGGUGGGGAAGUCUUACAGAACACCAGAGGAUUCAUACUGGAGAGAAGCCCUAUCAGUGUAAUGAGUGUGGAAAAGCUUUCAGCCAGAGGGGACACCUGAUUAAACAUCAGAGGAUUCACACGGGGGAGAAGCCUUUUCAAUGUAAUGAAUGUGGUAAAGCCUUCACUCAGAGAGGACAUCUUAUUGAUCAUCAGAGAACUCACACUGGAGAGAAGCCCUAUCAAUGUAAUGAAUGUGGGAAAGCUUUCAGUACAUGUUCUUCCUUUAUUAAGCAUAAGAGAAUCCACAUUGUAGAGAUACCCUUCAGUCAAUGUGAGAAGGCAGUCAGUCAAUGGGGAAGCCUUACUGAACAUCAAAGGAUUCAUACAGGGUCAAAGCCCUUUGAGUGUGAUGACUGUGGGAAAACAUUUAGUCAAAGGGGAAACCUUAAUAAACACAGGAGAAUUCACACUGGGGAGAAACCCUUUGCAUGCAGUGAAUGUGGGAGGGCCUUUAGCCAGAGUGGACACCUUACUGAACAUAAGAGGAUUCACACUGGAGAAAAGCCCUAUCAGUGUAAUGAAUGUGGGAAAGCCUUUCGGCAAAACUCAAACCUUACUCUGCAUCAGAGAAUUCACACUGGAGAGAAACCUUUUAAAUGUAAUGAAUGUGGGAAAACCUUUAGCCAUAGGACAUCUCUUAUUUAUCAUCAAAGAAUCCAUUCAGGAGAGAAGCCCUAUGAAUGUAAUGAAUGUGGGAAAGCCUUCAACCAGAGAGGAAAACUUACUGAACACCAGAGAAUUCAUACUGGAGAGAAACCUUUUGAAUGUAAGGAAUGUGGGAAAGCCUUCAGCCACAGGGGGAACUUUACUGAACAUAAAAGAAUUCAUACUGGAGAGAAACCAUUUGUGUGUAAUCAAUGUGGAAAAGCCUUCAGCCACUGGUCAUCUUCAAUUUAUCAUCAGAGGAUUCAUAAUGGAGAGAAGCAACACAAAGGCAACAAACGCGGAAAAGCCUUCAGUCAAGGGGGACAUCCUCUUACCCAGCAGAGAAUUCACCCUGGGGAGAAAACCCCUCCAAUUUAAUUAGUGUGGAAAAGCUUCUAGGACCAGCUGAACCCUUUGAAAGUAUCAGGCCAUUCAUGCUCGAUUGAAAUGACCAUGGAGAUCCAUGGUGGGGCAUCUCACCACAUGAGACUUCAGGCUAGACAGUCCCUUGAAGACUCUGAUAACAUUGAUAAAGUUUCAUAAAGAUUUGUCAUUUGUCACAUAUAGAGAUUCCAAAUGGCAACAUUUGGUGCAUAUGUUUGGUGUUUUGAGAGGUAGAAAUACUGUCCUCUCUAUGAUGUCCCUGUCCUCUCUAUGAUGUCCCUGUCUUCUGUCACUGCGGGGAGGCACAUUGCCUAAGUAAGGUCAGCAUGGGAGGCUGAUGCAGGAUCUGAACCAGCCCCUAGCUUAUAAGAUUAAAACCAGUCAUUUGGUGUUCCUUUUUGUUCUAAACUUUAUAAUAGUAAACAAAACACUCACACUCAUGACAAAAAUAAAUGCUCAUGGGUGAAAUUAUAAAUUCCAUUGUUUAAAGUUUGUUAAGCAUUUAACAUCUUAUAUUAACUGUGACAAGAUGGAAACAAACAACCACUGGCUUUCUGGUCCCCUUCAGAAUGCCUUUUCUUCUUGUGAGCACACUGAUAUUCCAUUACAUUCACAUAUCCAGAUGUGUUUAACCAUUCCCUCAAUCAUAAACAUGUUUUGUUUCCAUUUGGAGCUAUUAGGACUAAUGCCCCCAUCAGUGUUUUUUGGUAGCCUUUUUUUCUCUAUAAUGCCCUGAGCAUUAUAGAACUAAAUUUAAUCAGUCAAGGAAUAAUAACACUUUUGUAGCAUCUGAUGCUUGUUUUACAUUGCUUUCUAGAAGGUUUGGACCAGCAUACAUAUGUACUAUCACUGUAAUUCUGUGCCUAUUAUGAACUUAACAGUUCCAUCAUUGUUGAAUUUUUUAUCAUUUGAUUGAACUAUCUUUGCCAAUUUAAUGGGUCUAAGGUAAAUUUUGAAGUUAUUUAAUUUAUAUUUCUCCAAUUAUUAGAGUUGGAACAAAUUUUAAACCCAAAUUAUUAUUUUGCAAAAAUAAUUAACCUUUCAAUUUUCAGAGUAA